UUUCAGGAUUCGUUCCAUCAAACAUUGUUUGUUAGUGAAAUUUUGAACAGCAUAUUAGUGAAAAUUUGAACAGCGUAUCUACAGAUUACUGGGACAAGUAGCUUAUGCUACCUUUCUCUUAACAAAAUGAGCCAACGUGCAUUUUUCUCAACUGCAGGUUCGGAAAUUAUGGGCCAGUCACAAAUUCUUGAAGGCUUGCCUACAACUAAUAUAGGCCCUGCUGUAACAUCCGUGCAGUUUCAAUCAUCUGGUUGCUCAACUUCGGUUCUUUAUCAAUCCACCGUGACACCAACGUUUUACACUUCAACUGGAUCUCCAUUUCAUAGUAAUGGAGCAUUUCUACCUCCGGCUGUGGAGGAUCGCAAGGAAUAUGUCGCUGUGUUGCCAGCUGGUGUACAAAUAAACGAUGCUUCGGGCUUGAUACCAGCAAGUGGGAGAGGUACUCUCGCAUCGGUGAGGACAGUUGAUACUGCCAGUUCCGUUGCACAGCUUACUGCAGUGCCACUUUCUCACGUGCAGUUGGCGCCCGUACAGCUGGCUAAUGAUGGGCAGUCAAACACUCAACAACAAAUAAUUUAUGAACAUUACUAUGUUGAUCAGCAACACCCGUCAACUUCGGCAACAAUUAGUGCAAAUUCGCGCGGUCUUCUAACUGAAGCCACAUCAUCUGGAGCUGAAAAUGGCAAAGAUUUUGCGAAUAAAAGUGGUAGUAGCGAGACGUGUUCAUUGAAUGGGUCCGAUACUGCUGUAGCGCUACAAUUAAAACGGCAAAAGCAGGCGGAUGCGGCACGCCAAAGGUAUCAACGAAUGACCCUGGAGGAGCGGAAAGAGGUAAAUCAGAAGCGGACUGAGGCACAGAAACGUAAACGACAAAAGGAUAAAGAAUUGGAGGAAUUAGAAUCACUAUUACGACAAUCGAAAGAUAUAGAAGAUGACCCGGCAAUAAAUGAGCAACUGAGGGAGAAGCGAAUCCGAGCUCGGCGUGCGGAGGCCGCACGUUUGCGUUACCAAAGGAUGAGCUCGGAAGAAAGACGUGCUUACAAUCAGAGAAGACGUUUUCGACAGCUUGGCAUUCAAGGUGCAAAAAAGAACGGCAUGGAUGAAGAAAAGUUGCGGCAACAUAUUAUCGAACAAAAUGCUAAAAAGGCUGAAGCAGCAAGAUUGCGUUAUCACCGAAUGACUGAUGAAGAGAAACGUCAGUACAAUCAAAGGCGGACGGAGGCUUUUCGUCGUAGACGUAUCGAGGAAGAAAUCUUGCUAUCGACUCCAGCAGGUCGUAUAAGUGCGGAGGCUCUGAACAGAGCACAGCAAAUAAUGUUACGUAAUGCUAAACGAGCGGAAGCUGCUCGAUUACGAUAUCAACGAAUGACACCAGAACAACGACGAGCAUAUAACCAGAAAAGGUCUCGUGCAAAAAAAGAACGCGAACGAGUAAUGCGUGCUGCAUCAGAGGACGCCAUGUCAAGUUUAUCAUCAUCCAUAAAUGGAAAUGAAAGUUCAGCACAAGUUAACACCAGUAAUAAUGCGGUGGAACAGAAGCCAGUGAUUGAUAGUGUGGUCAGCGAAGAGGUAUUAUCAACUCUGGAAAGAGAUGUGCUGAAACGAACGCGACAAGCCAAUAUGGUGCUGAUGCGGCAGAAAAGACUUCCACCUCAGGAGCAGUUCGUUAUCGUAAGUACAAAUCCUGAUGGUACUCAAACAGUUAUCCCAGCAACGACUACCGAAGAUGGCAAGCAAAUAUUUCACAUUCCUGCUACAGCAACAACAACGGAGGAUGGCAAACAAGUAUUUCAUAUUCCAGCCAUAACACAGCAGCUUAUUACUGCCGAUCCUAAUACUCUGACACUGGUUGAUGAUUCGAGUAAGCUAUUAGGGACCGCACAGCAACCACUGCAGAUAGCAUCAGUACCGCAACUUCUCGGUUUACCACAGCAGCAGCACAGCAACAGCCAUGAUCACGGAGAAACGUCGCAUCAAGUUGCGAUGACUCAGCAACAACAGAUAAUUCCACAACUUGCCGAAUUGCACAAUGUACAGGAAAGCGGUGGUGCAGAUGAUGCACAACACACGGUGCGCGAAAAUCAAGUUGAUGCACAUGGGCAAUUGCAAGCACAUCAGCAACAGGGUUCACAACAACACAUGCAACAACAGACACAACCACAACAUAUUAUAGUAACUUUGCAGGAGCCUCAACAACCUAUGCAGCAUCAGAUAAUUGUCACCGAUCUGAAUCAAGCAACCGGAGCCGUUCUUUCAAGCAUGAGUGGACAUGGACGUUCACGAGGUCGUCCUCCGAUGUAUGCUGCUGCUGCUGCUGCAAUUCAGCAACAACAAAGCAACGUAAUGGUACCGCCAGGACAGGUCACAAUAACAGCAACACCGAUGAUAAGCGAGGCGGAAAUAAAACCUCCAUAUCGAGUAACUGCUCCACGUCAUAUGAAUACAGCGCCGAAUAGACGCGAUAUUUUGGCGGUUGCGACCGCAGCGUCAGUUGGCCCAACAACAGGAAUUUCUCCCGAACAAAAGUUAGAAAUGCAGAGGGCAAAGCGAGCAGAGCGGGCGAGGUUACGUUAUCACAACAUGUCUGCUGAAGAGCGGCGCAAUUUUAAUGCGCGCCGUGCUAAAGCUUUGCGGACUGCUCGUAUGAGAGACGACGAACUAUGUCGAAUGGCAGAGAGAGCUCAAAUGUCUGGAACUACUUUGGAUGCUGAUUUAAUGAUACAAGUAGCCGAAGCACAACGCCGUCGCGCGAAACGAGCGGAAGCAGCUCGAUUGAAGUACCAUAGGAUGAGCAGUGAAGAACGACGCCAAUACAAUGCGAUGAGAGAUGCGCAAAGGCGUCAGAGGAAAAGACAAAAAGAGGAACAAGAAUUGCUGGAACGUGAACGCCAGCAGCAGGAACAACAACAGCAACAACAACAACAGCAAAAUGAAAUUCACCAGGAGACCCGUGAACAGGAUGCAAAUCGUGAAGGUAACAACGAGCAAAUUCUGUAUGACUCAUAUAUCCGUUAUGACAGUCAAAUGGAUCAUGGUUGGGCAGUACAAAGUUGAAGUUGUUUGUUAUGGUCCAGACUUAAUUUAUGGAACUGCUCAAACCAGUGAAGUCCAUGUGCCGUUACGGGUAAUUCAGAUCGUUCGUCAGCAUCUGUUUGUUGCUUUAUGUUAAUCUUUACUUUGCUAAAAUGAUCGGUUUGUCUAAAUUUUAGUCACUGCUAUUGAUUUUUAUUCUGACUUAGUUCAAAUCUGAUUGUACUUUGCGAAUACUAAUUUGUUUUACUGUCAAUUUUUUGAAAUCUUGCAACUAAGUGCAUAAGAUCACUUUUUCAAAAAAAAAUUACAAUGCGUUCUUACCACAAAUCUGUCAAAUUUAACCAAUGGAAAUACUUGUUUCAAAGGAUUAGUCUUCUUCAUGAUGCAUGCGGAAAGAGGAGAAAGUCCUCUGUCAUUUCUGACUCUCCGGGUAGCUUGUUUCUUUGAUUUAUCCAGAAGCAUCCCACUCAGGUCGAGUUUUUUAGGCAUAAAAUCAAACUGUAACGGAAUUACACUAUUAAGGUCAUUUAAUUUCUGUUCUCUAUGAUACUUCUUCAAAGUCUGAAGCAAAAUUAUGCGAAAUGAUUACGGAAGUACCGCAAAAGUCGUACUAAUUUUGCGUGUAAUUACGAAGUCCUCUUCCUCUCUGGUACGAUUAUUUUAGAGUUCUAUGAGCGUAGAAGUCUCAUAGAGCAAGUGUAGUUCACAUUUGUCCUCUGUUUUAUGUGUGGCGCCUGGUUGAAUUUUUCGAUUUCAAAUCUGUCACGAAAUAUUUCGCGGAAUGUUUGGAAUGAUUUUUCAUUUUUAAGAUGUCAUUUUAAUAGUUCUCCAGCUUCCUUAUUUCUUCAUUCAGAUAUGCACACCCAUUUUGCGUGACUUUCUAUCUGCUAUUCUGAUAAUUGAUCGCCUUCUUCAUAGUUUAUAACAGUUGUAUAAUGAAUGUUUCGUCCUGUUCUUUUAAUGAAGAUACUCAAUUUCAGAUUGUUCUAUAAACCACUUAUAAAACAUGAGGCGCAAUGAAUGAGGGAAAAUGAAAAUAGCUCAAACAAGUACCCGUUUGGAAUCUAAA
Messenger RNA from Loa loa (African eye worm), 4102 nucleotides. RefSeq lists its product as hypothetical. The transcript has 18 exons. The record is from RefSeq and is a predicted model, not a curated record. NCBI's taxonomy places the organism in Eukaryota, Metazoa, Nematoda, Chromadorea, Rhabditida, Onchocercidae. The coding region runs from base 127 to 3054 and encodes 975 amino acids.